Molecule: messenger RNA, 3421 nt
Organism: Penaeus monodon (black tiger shrimp)
Lineage: Eukaryota; Metazoa; Arthropoda; Malacostraca; Decapoda; Penaeidae
Gene: sigmar
Product: tumor necrosis factor alpha-induced protein 8-like protein
Biological process (GO): regulation of apoptotic process
Cellular component (GO): cytoplasm
Source: RefSeq, a predicted model, not a curated record
GCCAGCGCUCAACAGAUGGCUCUGCGCGCAUCAUCUGUGCAGCCGACGUCGAGACCGAGUCGUGCGAGUCGUGUGGCGUGUCAGUUGUGGUCUAGUGCGUGUAGUGGUCGGCCGUGUGCUCGGGUUUUCUUUCAGUCUUGGUGGAUCCCUUCGUUUUUUUUGUUGUCAGGAACGACAUCAAGGCUGAACAUCUCAAGAACAAAUUCACAACUAUAGUGAAAACCGUUAUCAGCUUCUUUGAAGUGGACUACACUUUCGACCGAUCCUUCUUGAUAAAAAACAUCAAUGAUUGCCGGAGUCUCCUCAAGCAGUUGGUUGGCAAUCACUUGACGGACAAGAGUCUCGGUCGGAUAGACCACGUCCUUGACUUUUUCACGGAUGCAACCUUCUUGGAGGAGAUGUUCAGAAAGUCUUCUCCAUAUCGCCCAGCGCUCAAAAGCAUUAUUGAUGAUAUGAAUAAAGCUUUUGACGAGGGUGGAAUCUGAACGUGACCAGAUUUGCAGGGUGGUUUAGCUGAGUGCAUAGGAUAAUGAAUUAGGGCAAGGCCUUAUUAAGAUGCAAAACAUGUCUGGCAGGAAUGUAUUGACAAAGGAAGAAAGUGCAGAGUGUAGCCCUUUGAUGAUUAUUCAUAUGUAAUCAGAGGCUCCUCAUUCAUUGGCUGUUAUUUUGGCAUUGAUUAUAUGAUGAUGUUAUGCUAUAGUAAGCAGGGAAAAGUAAAGAUGUCAUUCAUGAUAUCUUUGGAUUUUGAAAAAAAGAAAAGGGGAAGAAAAAGGAAUUGUAGAGAAAAGAUACUCAUUCUACGAUUUCUUAGCCUUGUAAGAUGUAUAUCAAUAUCUCUGUGAUGGACUUUUCAUAAAAAAAAAAAAAAAAAACUCCAGUCAUUGAAGCUGAGAGUCUUUUAUACAAUAACUUGCCAAGAUAAGCAUCAUUGAAAAUGUCAUUUUGAAUAGCCAGGUUUUAAAAGGUUCGUUGUGUAUAACUUUUUUUUUUCUAAAAUGAGGGCAUACUUUCUAGUGAAUUACUAUGCAAUUUUAUGUACAUGUAGUGUUUAGAUAUUCUUGUUCAUUAAACAGACAUAAAUAUGAAAUAUUUCAUGAAUAACUCAAAUGUUCAAGAAAUAUUUGUUUGACAAAUCAAAGUGAGAUAUGCUCUUGUGUUUCCUCAAAGCACUUAAUUGCAUACAGUAUUUGCUUACCUAUAUUGCUUUAAUUUUAGAUGAUCAUAUGUGCACACACAGUAACAGAAUACAAACUUAUACCAAAAUAUAUAUAGAUAUAUAAACUCCAUUUUUCUUAUAUUCAUUAUCUCUAUAACUGUAAAAUGCACAAACUUUAUUUCAGAGUUAGAGGAAGAAAACCUAUCAGAUAGAAUAUCAAAUUGGAAAAAUGAUUUAUUGUUCAUACUGUAAUACAUGUAUACUUUUUUCAUCAUCAAUAGAAUCUCUUUUUUUUUAAGGCCUUUUAUUCAUGAUGGUAAAUGAGUGUGAGCCUGCCAGCUUUUAUUGACAUACAGAUAAUUCUGUGAUAAUUGCAUGUUAAAAUCUUUACUUGGUUCCAUAAUUAGAGCAUCAUAUUUUUAUUGUAGGGUUCUCAUUUGUACACAUGCACUUGUACAUGCAUAUAUGCACACACAUACCCACAGCCACAUCAACAUAUAUAUAUAUAUAUAUAUAUAUAUAUAUAUAUAUAUAUAUAUAUAUAUAAUAUAUAUAUAUAUAUAUAUAUAUAUAUAUAUAUAUAUAGACACACACACACACACACACACACACACACACACACACACACACAAACACACACAACACACACACACACACACACACACAACACACACACACACACACACACACACACACACACACACACACACACACACACACACACACACACAAGAAAUCCUCUUUUUGUUCUGUCUGUGUGCUUUUAAAGCUGGCUGUGAAAUGAUAAGUGAAAUAACAAAUUUAUCAACCGACUGCAACAUUAUGAGUGGCAUUACAGUUAUAUGAAAACAGUGUUAAAAUAACUAGUUCAUUUAUAAUUCAAUUUCCUUCAGAUAAAAUAUUUAAACAAAGAAAGAACCUUAUAAUAAAAAAAGAUGCUUUAUUCACGUAUAUUGUUGAAUUGCUUAAAAAUUAUUAGAAGUGUUAGUGUUCCUUUGAGAAUUUGUUUGACUUUUAGUAAUGAUGUGUAAAGCCAUUUUCUUUUUCCUUUUACAUUAGAAGUGAAUGUACUGACUGUAUAUAUGACAAGAACAUGUUUUAAAACCAUCAAAUUUAUGGUAAUAUCAAUGAGAUUUUAAAAUUAAGUUUAUCAAAUACCUCUUUACAUAAUUUAUAUUUUGGGUUAUCCUUUUACUCUAUGGAUCACACUGGUGGAUCUCGAAUCUACGUUUUAAAGGUACUUUGCCUUUUAAAAUCAUGAUUAUACAUCUGGGCUUCGUAGCUCAGUAUGUAAGAGACAAUAUGCCAGCGGUGUGAUUUGCAAUUGAAUUCUGUUGAUGACCAUUUCUUGAAAAACACUUUUAUUUUCCUCAAAGUAGUCUUCAGCUCUGUACUUAGGAUUAUAAGCAGAUGUAUGUUUAUUUAUCGCUUGAUUGUGUCCUAGCUACAGCCUGGUAAUACAUUCCGUAUAAGGAAAUGCAUUAUGAGUACAUGUGUCUUUAUCAGAUCUUUUAUGAAUGACUUAUUAAUUUCUUGGUAUUUGAUAAAAGGCAAGUGAUGAAUUUGUGCAGCGUGAGUCGUGUAACAAAAGAAAGAGGAGGGAAUGAUAUGUUUUAAUUUCUUGUUUGAAAAUUUAAAGUAAAAGGGAUUUAUACAUGUGUGCAAAGACACGGAAAUUCUCACACCUGCAUCUACACUCACUCACAUCAAUGCUCACUUCUAAUCCCACUCCAACACCCACAUAAACACUUGCUCUCAGAUGCACAUGCAUGCACGCACAUGUACGCGCAGACACAAGUGUGUACACACAUGCAUGCAAACAUACAUACACACCAAAGGAAGUAAGUGGCACAUUAACUGAAUUUGUGAAAGAAGGAAGAUUUAUGUGAGUAUUGAUACUAAUAGUAAUGAGUAAUUUAUUUGAUAAAUUCGGAUUUUACUGGACUGAUAUAAUCUUACAUAUUUAUGUAUGUAUGAAAUCAAAAUAUUCUCUGAUAUGCAAACAUGAUUUUAUACCAUAUUUAAAAGUAAUAUAGGUAACACAAACAAUUCUCUAUUUUUCAAAAAAGUGGCAAAUGUAAAUGAAAGAGGAAAUCAUAAUACUUUCAGAUUACAGUAAAUAAAAAUAGACGUAUGGAAGAAUUUAGUGGAACACAGCUGCGGCGAGAAAGGAAACACUAAGACUAUGACGUACAUUCCUUAUCCACUGUGAUUUUGGUUUAGGAAUUUUACUCACACAAAGAUAGCAUCAUAAGAGGUUUGUUA